AUGGCGGGGCCUCUGCUUCGAUCACUCUGGUCUAACACCACUCGAAGACCCUUCUCUUCCCAAUCAUCACCUUCCCAUCUCAAACUCGGACACUCUCUCUCGUCCUUGCGAGCCUUCUCUGCUGCCAGCGGAGCUCCUAACAGCUCGCUCGAUCCUAACCGACUUCGGAACGUGGCUGUGAUUGCUCAUGUCGAUCACGGGAAGACCACCCUCAUGGACAGGCUUCUCCGUCAGUGUGGAGCCGAUAUCCCACACGAGCGUGCCAUGGAUUCGAUCAACCUCGAGCGCGAGCGAGGGAUCACUAUUUCUUCAAAGGUGACAUCGGUAUUUUGGAAAGAAAACGAACUUAACAUGGUAGACACACCUGGUCACGCAGAUUUUGGUGGGGAGGUGGAACGAGUCGUUGGUAUGGUUGAAGGAGCUAUAUUAGUUGUCGAUGCUGGAGAAGGCCCUCUUGCACAGACAAAGUUUGUUCUUGCUAAGGCCUUGAAGUAUGGACUACGCCCUAUUCUUCUCCUAAACAAGGUUGAUCGACCUUCAGUCUCAGAAGAAAGGUGUGAUGAAGUGGAGAGUUUGGUGUUUGAUCUUUUUGCUAAUCUCGGUGCUACAGAGGAACAACUAGACUUUCCUGUGCUUUAUGCCUCCGCAAAAGAAGGGUGGGCAUCUUCUACCUUCACCAAAGAACCUCCUGCAGAUGCGAGGAAUAUGUCACAAUUGCUUGAUGCUGUAGUAAAACAUGCCCCCCCCACCAAAAGCAGACCUUGA
Molecule: messenger RNA, 765 nt
Organism: Eruca vesicaria subsp. sativa (arugula)
Lineage: Eukaryota; Viridiplantae; Streptophyta; Magnoliopsida; Brassicales; Brassicaceae
Source: the annotation of a GenBank genome assembly